AAUUGGUCGAGAGAGUUCCGGUUCUCUGUGCAUCGAUCGGGUAGAAAGUCAGGGCUCGGUUGGCGAAGCCCUGAGCCGGAUCCCCGGGACUGGAAAUACUAACUGCGAGCAGUGCGGUCGGACCUGGAUACUCGCCCUGCUUUAUCUUUUAAAACAUUUUUUCUCCUUCUCUUUUUUUCUCUCCAAGAAUUUAGGGUGGGAUUUUUUUAAGCAGAGGCUAGGUUCCGACAAAAGCGCAGCGCACAUGGCUGCGUAGAUUAAUGGGUUUUUCCUGCAAGAAACAAAACACGGGGCAACAGUGCAGACCGAUGCAUAUCGACGUGAGCCCGUGAUAAAUACGCUUUUGGACGGAUUUGCACGGUAACCAGAUAUUUGCACAACAUCUGAUAUGUGGAGGGCUGCUAGAUUGUCACCGGGGCUUCGCUGGCUCUACUUUUGGUAACUGUAAAUGCGGAUAGGGGUGAACGCUUAAUCCCGGGCUGGGAUACGAACCGGGCUAGGCGACCUGGGUGGAACUGAGAUGACCUGAGUAUUUUGAGUUCCCCUUCAUAUUGUUAUUUCUUUCAUCGUUUAUUAUAUUUUUCGGUGAAAUCGGCUGGGUUUUGCAAGAAGAACCGCCAAAGGAAUUUGACCAAGUGUGUCGGCGACGGGAAAGGCGAACGAGGUCGGCAGGAUUUGACACUGGGGAAAUAAUAAUAAGAAUAAUAAUAGAUUUAUAAAACAUCAAAAUAAGCGGGACAUUUUCCAUAUCUGCCGAGGAUCUCGGCUAUGGCGGUUGCGAGGAAAGUCGACCUCAUUGUUGGAGUUGUUCUACUUUUGCAGUCUCUGGGAAAUGCCCUGCAAGUCACAGGAGCGCAACUGUCACCAGCAAGUGGGGUCCUCUACACGUAUGUGCAGAGACCACACCAGGAGGAAGAGGGGCCUUUGGUGGACAUACAGCAUUAUAGCCACAGAUGGAGGAGGUGGCUGCCCCCACCCAGGUCCAUGGAGAGUAAUCGGGCCAGUCUGGACCAGGACCCAGACCAGGACCCAGACUCAAGCCAAGACCAGGAUGGGACAGAUGCUGAUCGCUUCCCCGGGCUUCUGCCAGUACUGGAUGGUGACAACAGCUCUCAGAUAGAGGAGGACACGGACCACAACUACUACACGUCCAAGACCUAUGGGCCCAACGACCCCCUGAGCAAGGAGCUGUGGGUGAACAUCGACCAGAUGGACAAGGAGAAGGUGAAGAUCCAUGGAAUCCUGUCGAACACCCACAGGCAGGCUGCGAGGGUGAACCUGUCCUUUGACUUCCCCUUUUACGGGCAUCUUCUGCGCGAGAUCACCGUGGCAACCGGAGGGUUCAUCUACAUGGGCGACGUGGUGCACCGCAUGCUGACUGCCACCCAGUACAUCGCCCCGCUCAUGGCCAACUUUGACCCCAGCGUGUCCCGGAACUCCACAGUCAUCUACUGCGACAAUGGCACGGCUUUGGUGGUCCAGUGGGACCAUGUCCAUCUCCAAGACAACUACAAUCUAGGAAGCUUCACCUUCCAGGCCACAUUACACAGCAAUGGAAGGAUUGUGUUUGCGUACAAGGAGAUUCCCAUUGAUGUGACCAGAAUCAGCUCCGUCAAUCAUCCCGUGAAAAUCGGCCUCUCCGAUGCCUUCGUGGUUGUCCAUAGGAUCCAACAGAUACCUAAUGUUCGGAGGAGGACGAUAUACGAGUACCACCGUGUGGAGCUCCUGAAGAACAAGAUCACCAACGGCACGGCUGUUGAGGUCAUACCACUGCCCACCUGUCUCCAGUUCACGAGUUGCAGCCCCUGCAUCACGUCCCAGAUCGGCUUCAACUGCAGCUGGUGCCACAAGCUCCAGAGAUGUUCAAGUGGUUUCGACCGACACCGACAGGACUGGGUCGACAGCAGCUGCCCAGAUGAGACCAAAGACAAGAUCUGUGACUAUGUGCCAAGUGCCACUCUGUCAUAUCCGUUCACGACGGGCCCCCCCCCAAGGAUGACUGAAAGGGCCUGGGUCACCACAGCAGGCAGGACGGCCUCCUUGGCAACACGCAUCCCCACCAGUAUCCCCACUGAAGAUGACACCAAGAUUGCUCUGCACCUGAAAGACAAUGGAGCAUCGCCGGCUGAGAGCACCGUGCCAGAGAAGCCAGGCAGCCUGCACACGGGCCUCAUCGUGGGCGUCCUCAUGGUCAUGGUCGUCAUGGCCGUCGCCGUUCUGGUCACCAUCUACAUGUACCACCACCCCAUGUCGGCCGCCAGCCUCUUCUUCAUUGAGAGACGCCCCAGCAGGUGGCCGGCCAUGAAGUUCCGCCGUGGUUCAGGACACCCAGCCUACGCGGAGGUGGAGCCCAUGGGACAGGAGAAGGAGGGCUUCAUAGUGUCAGAGCCGUGCUGAGGACGCCAUCUUCUAUCUUUGUCUUUCUCUCCCUCCCUGGCCCUAUCUUUCUCUCUCUCUCUCUCUCUCUCUCUCUCUCUCUCUGUCCCUGUAUUUGUACCCACAAGGACAGCACAACCCUACUGGCUCAUAACUGGAUUUGGAAAUACAUUGGGUUGCUUGGUCUUCAAUCUGUUUUUUCUAUUUUUUUGGAAAGAGGAACAUGGUGUAGCUUCUAACUACUGAAGAAGGUGACAUCAGAUUCCAAAGCAAACUCACAUCCACCCUUGACAGUCUGACUCCUUACCCAUCACAAGUUCACCAGAGCCUCUUGAACUUCUGGAUGGUGUCGUCGACGUGCAGGCGGAGGGCCGUCAUGGACCGCGGUUGGAGAGGCCGGCUGGAGUGGGGAUGCAGGGGAAGAGACAUGUGGACUUGGGACAUGGAAAGCAGAUGUUUCGUUUCACAAAGCCCAGCAUCCGCCCUGUAGGUGGCGCUGUGUUAUCGAGCAGACUCCACAAAUAGUGACUUGGGAGGGAGGGCAGUCAACUCUGUAAUCAUUCUCCAGCUGCCGCAAAGCCUGAUGGGAUUGGGUGAAUUUUAUUUUUCAGAAACCGCAAGAAAUGUCCCAACUAUGAAUUUAAUUAACAGUGUCAGGUUUCAUGUAUCAUAUAAUGUUUUUUUUGUGGCAGGGAUUCCCUUAUAAAUAUAUAUUUUUCUAUCUAUCAUCCACUUAACUUGCAUCCCCCAGAAUCACGCCAUUCCCCUUGACUUUUUCAUGUGGCAGACACUGUUCCCCGGAACAAACGCAGUACAACACGCAACCCCCCCCCCCCCCCUCCCCCCGCAGGAUUGAGCAUUUCCUGCUAACUGAGUCCUAACUGGCCCCCAGUCUAACAGAAGUCCAGGAGAGCUUUUGACUUGUUGACUUUGUCGUACCCAAGUAAACAUUUACAGGUUCAGGUUUUUGGACGCAGUGAGCCAGUGUUUUGCAGACCGGAUCUGUCUCCACCAUAACUCAUUUUCCAGCAAUAAUGGCAGCUUUCUCUGUCUAACAUUUCUCAUUUUCAUCUCAUUCAUUUUGCAGAAGUUUUUAUUCAAAAUAUCCUACGUUUUAGGUUUUUUUUUUCCGAGAAAGCAUGUUCAGAAAGUCCCUGAAGUGACUGGGGUUAAGGGGCUUUGCCCAAGGACCUAAUGGUGAGAUUGCUCGGCUAUCCAUGGGAUUUGAAUCAGUGACCUUCCGAUCACAGGGUCUUAACCCACAGAGCCACACACGAGUUCUUUCUUACAUAGAUGAACGAACACAGAAUAAGUGGAGAGAUCGAAAUGACCUGGUGAACAUUUGGGCAACAUAUCAGUGUUCCAUCCAUCCAUCUUUCAGCUGUCAUUUUUUUAAGCUGGAGGGGUUAGAGCCUAGAACCUAUCCCAGGCAAAACAUAGCACAAGGUAGCGGUACUCCCUGAUUGGUGGAGCAGUUUCAAUGCGUUGGAAACAAACAAAAUGGUUGCUACUUAAGGUCCUUAAAUCGUGGAUAUAAAAUGUAUCAUCAUUCAUAAAUGACGUGAGUUAACCAGCUGUAAGUAGACCCACUUUCCUCAGGCACGUUUUUGCCUCACGGUUUCUAGGUGACUUUUGCCCAGCCGGUGCUGUUUGGUGACCCCCGUUUGCCCCUGCAUUCACCAUCACUGCUCCACGCACAGGGUGGGGGGUUUGACCCUGUGGCCCAUUGUUUCCCCUGGAUUCUCCAGUUUCCUCCUCCAGUCCAAGGACACUUAGGUUAAUUGGCAAUAAACUGAAAAGAAGACAUGAAAAUAAAAUGAAAAGUAAAACGUGAAAAUUAAAAACUACAACUAAAUGAAAACUAAAUAAAUAUUGCCUUCAAAACUGAAAUAAAAAACAAACGUCAAAUACUUCCUGUGCCAUUUUUAUGUUAUUUGGCUAAUUACCAUUAAAUUCCAGGAGCGUUACUUGCCCAUUAUAAGAUUUUAAGGACAUAAGUACAUAAAUUUCACUGUGUAUUUAUGUUUGAUUCUCUAAAGGUCACAUGAUAUGAACACGUAAAACAGCUCAUAUCUAAAAUUUAAACUUAAACCAAAAGAUGUAAAAACUAAAUAAAACAUAAAUCUUCAAAAUGAAAACAAAUAAAAUCAUACUGAAAAUGAACUGAUUAAACUGGAUUUCAAAUGAAAUUUCGUUUUUUUUAUGUCAAAAUUAAAAUUGAAAAAUCAAAACUAUGUAAUGACUGGUAACUGCCUCUGUAUUUCCCAUAAUGCAUUUCUGUCUGUGUCUGUGGUUAGAAGAUGGAUGGAUGGAACAACUAGACAUAUAUCAGCGAUAUUGUUUCACCCGUUCCCUCCCUGAAGCUCUUUCCCUGCAGCACGGAGCCGUAUCGUCCAUUCAAUACUCCACCGCUUCACGACCCACUCCCAAAACAUCACUUUCCUGAACCUGGAAGCGGAGAGGAAAGGAGGGAGGCAGAUGGAACACGGUGUCUGUUCCGUGUUUCCAAGCUUUCCGGGAGCCCCUGGUGACAUCAGGCAUCUGUCUGUUGCGUACAUGUACCUGAAACUGCAAAUGUUUUUUUUUUUUAUAUAUAUAUAUAUAUAUAUAUAUAUAUAUAUAUAUAUAUAUAUAUAUAAGAUACAGUGGGGGCACCGUGAUUCCUGUCAAUAGUGUGGCUGAUGGGGGUGCAAGCUGCAAUAAUCUUUCAGACUAAGCUGAAUAAUACUGGGUGGUGUUUUUAGCCAGUGAGUCUCAAAUCCUAACCUUCUUGUUGCUGUAAUCUCCUGCAACACUUAACCUGGUUGAUUGCUUUUUCACCCAACUUUAUCCUAACAUGCUUUUAGGUAAAAAGCACUGUUUUUGGUGUUACUGCAAUAGAAUAUAUUAUUGGAGUGGGUUUAUUCUCUUAUGUAAAAUACGAGUUUAAGAUGGACUGAAGCGGACUGACGGGUUACACUUUGACACUUCUGCUCUGCGGCUGGCUGUAUUUCGGGAGAAAAUCAAAUGAUCCACAUCCUCAGCUGUGGGACACGCUUGGUGUUCGCCGUCCAAGUCCUGGACACGGCGAGAGACGCCCAAGUCAGGCGGCUACUGCAGCUGUCUGUCAAUUUUCUGUAACUACUGUUAUGUUAUUAUCAUUUUUUUUGACUACAUUUGAAAUAAAGGAUGUUGUUUUACUGGA
Brienomyrus brachyistius is the source of this 5560-nucleotide messenger RNA. RefSeq names its product plexin domain containing 2b (gene plxdc2b). The transcript is spliced from 14 exons. The coding region runs from base 769 to 2397 and encodes 542 amino acids. The record is from RefSeq and is a predicted model, not a curated record. NCBI's taxonomy places the organism in Eukaryota, Metazoa, Chordata, Actinopteri, Osteoglossiformes, Mormyridae.